UUUCCCGGCUCGGAGUCGGCCCUCCUCCCUUCCCUGAGAGUCAGUGCAGCCGGGGCUCGGGCUAGCUCCCCAGAGCCGCUGCUGAAGUAGGAACCGCCUGCCCUGCAGAGAGGCGCCGCCGCCUCCUCACACGGAGACAUGUAUCCAGGAGCAGCAGCUGCCGCCGCCGCUUCCUCCUCCUCCACCUCCCCUGGACCCGUACUUGCACCUCCUCCACCAUUGCCACCACCAAUACAGGGAUAUGCCUUUAAACCUCCUCCUCGACCAGAUUUUGGUACAUCUGGAAGAACAAUCAAACUACAGGCCAACUUCUUUGAAAUGGACAUUCCUAAAAUUGAUAUCUACCAUUAUGAAUUGGAUAUAAAGCCAGAGAAAUGCCCUAGAAGAGUUAACCGAGAAAUAGUUGAGCAUAUGGUCCAGCACUUUAAAACACAGAUCUUUGGGGAUCGUAAACCAGUAUUUGAUGGAAGAAAAAACCUAUAUACAGCUAUGCCACUUCCUAUUGGGAGGGAUAAAGUGGAGUUGGAGGUCACACUUCCAGGAGAAGGGAAGGACAGAAUAUUUAAGGUGGCUAUAAAAUGGAUGUCCUGUGUGAGUCUGCAGGCUUUACAUGAUGCUCUUUCUGGUCGGCUGCCAAGUGUUCCUUUUGAAACUAUCCAGGCACUGGAUGUAGUGAUGAGGCAUUUGCCUUCCAUGAGGUAUACUCCUGUUGGCCGGUCUUUUUUUACGGCAUCUGAAGGCUGCUCAAACCCUUUGGGUGGUGGCAGAGAAGUUUGGUUUGGGUUCCAUCAAUCAGUCAGACCUUCACUCUGGAAAAUGAUGCUUAAUAUUGAUGUGUCUGCAACAGCAUUUUAUAAGGCACAGCCAGUAAUUGAGUUUGUAUGUGAAGUUUUGGAUUUCAAGAGUAUUGAAGAGCAACAGAAACCUCUCACAGAUUCCCAAAGGGUAAAGUUUACCAAAGAAAUAAAAGGUCUAAAGGUGGAGAUAACACACUGUGGGCAAAUGAAGAGAAAAUACCGAGUGUGCAAUGUCACCAGACGGCCAGCAAGUCACCAAACAUUCCCACUUCAGCAGGAGAGUGGACAAACAGUUGAAUGCACUGUAGCUCAAUAUUUUAAGGACAGGCACAAGUUGGUUCUACGCUAUCCUCAUCUUCCAUGUUUACAAGUUGGACAGGAACAGAAACAUACAUACCUUCCUCUUGAGGUGUGCAACAUAGUGGCAGGACAGAGGUGUAUAAAGAAGCUGACUGACAAUCAAACUUCCACUAUGAUACGGGCAACUGCCAGAUCAGCACCUGACCGUCAAGAAGAGAUUAGCAAAUUGAUGCGAAGUGCAAGUUUUAAUACUGAUCCUUAUGUUCGUGAAUUUGGAAUAAUGGUCAAAGAUGAAAUGACUGAUGUGACUGGGAGAGUCCUACAACCUCCCUCAAUCCUGUAUGGAGGCAGAAAUAAAGCAAUUGCUACACCAGUUCAAGGGGUUUGGGAUAUGAGGAAUAAACAGUUUCACACUGGAAUUGAAAUUAAGGUCUGGGCAAUUGCCUGCUUCGCUCCCCAGCGACAGUGCACUGAAGUUCAUCUUAAGUCCUUCACAGAACAACUGAGGAAGAUAUCAAGAGAUGCAGGAAUGCCAAUCCAGGGGCAGCCAUGUUUCUGUAAAUAUGCCCAGGGUGCAGAUAGUGUGGAACCUAUGUUCAGACAUCUAAAGAACACCUAUGCUGGGCUACAGCUUGUGGUAGUCAUUCUGCCAGGGAAGACUCCAGUUUAUGCGGAAGUAAAGCGUGUUGGUGACACUGUGCUGGGGAUGGCUACACAGUGUGUUCAGAUGAAAAAUGUGCAAAGAACAACACCACAAACUCUGUCCAAUCUUUGUUUAAAGAUCAACGUCAAAUUAGGAGGAGUAAAUAACAUUUUACUGCCACAAGGAAGGCCUCCGGUAUUUCAGCAGCCUGUCAUAUUCCUGGGUGCAGAUGUAACUCAUCCACCGGCUGGAGAUGGAAAAAAGCCUUCCAUUGCUGCAGUUGUAGGUAGCAUGGAUGCUCACCCUAAUCGAUACUGUGCCACUGUGCGUGUCCAGCAGCAUCGUCAAGAAAUCAUCCAAGACUUGGCUGCCAUGGUCAGGGAGCUGCUUAUUCAGUUCUACAAAUCAACCAGAUUUAAACCAACUCGCAUUAUUUUCUACAGAGAUGGUGUUUCUGAGGGGCAAUUUCAACAGGUUCUCCACCAUGAAUUGCUGGCUAUCAGAGAAGCAUGUAUUAAACUAGAAAAGGACUACCAGCCUGGAAUUACAUUUAUUGUUGUGCAGAAAAGGCAUCACACCAGGCUCUUCUGUACAGACAAAAAUGAACGGGUUGGAAAAAGUGGAAACAUUCCAGCAGGUACUACAGUGGACACAAAAAUCACCCAUCCAUCAGAGUUUGACUUUUACCUUUGUAGUCAUGCUGGUAUUCAGGGAACAAGCAGACCUUCUCAUUACCAUGUCCUCUGGGAUGACAAUCGUUUCUCUUCAGAUGAACUGCAAAUUCUUACCUAUCAGCUGUGUCAUACAUAUGUACGCUGUACUCGUUCCGUCUCAAUCCCCGCACCAGCAUACUAUGCACACCUGGUUGCCUUCAGAGCCAGGUAUCAUCUGGUGGAUAAAGAACAUGAUAGUGCUGAAGGAAGCCACACUUCUGGUCAAAGUAAUGGCAGAGAUCAUCAAGCACUUGCUAAAGCAGUUCAAGUUCAUCAGGACACGUUACGUACCAUGUACUUUGCUUGACAUGUUUUAAUGUUUAGCGAUUCAGUAGAGUUGGAUUCACGUGAGACCAGCUGCACUUAGACCAACAGUUGCCCAAGCUACAAUGACAGCCAGCAAUGAGUGAUGCAUCUUUAUUUUAUUAGUUUUUUCCAUUUGCAAGAAAGCCUUCCGUCCGGAAUUUCAGACUUGAUUAUGAACUGCAGACCCGUACAAAACCCCACAGUUGUUGGAAAUGUGGUUUGCCAAAAUCUCUAAGCUGCUUGUCAGAAAACAGACCCAUAUUUUGUAGUUAAAUCAAAAGCUGUGAUCUCAGGGCUAAAAACAAAACAAAACUUUUUCAUGUAGUUUGCUAUUCAAUUUAUUUGUGUGUUAAUAAUUUGGAAAUACCUUAUUCACGUCAAAUUUGAUGGGCUCAGAUGCUGUGAGCUUGCUUUUAAAACAAAGAAAGAAAAGGAAAAGCACUACUUGGGUAUUUAUGAAGCCUUGAUCAUUCUGGAUGCAUUUACAAAAGUUUUAUUUUCAAAGUGCAAAAAGAUAAUAAUUCUGGUCCUCCACUGUCUUACAGGAUCAUUCUGUAUGUCUAAGAACAAAUGUAUUUUCUGAAAUUUGUUCUUGAAUGUCUUUUAUUGUGCUGCAUUUAAAGAUGUUUUUCAUAGACUUAUGAAAUAAUUU
Emys orbicularis (European pond turtle) is the source of this 3411-nucleotide messenger RNA. It is a transcript of the gene AGO2, whose product is annotated as argonaute RISC catalytic component 2. The coding region runs from base 139 to 2760 and encodes 873 amino acids. Gene Ontology annotation, molecular function: protein binding; endoribonuclease activity, cleaving siRNA-paired mRNA; miRNA binding. NCBI's taxonomy places the organism in Eukaryota, Metazoa, Chordata, Testudines, Emydidae. The transcript has 19 exons. Gene Ontology annotation, biological process: regulation of DNA-templated transcription; regulatory ncRNA-mediated post-transcriptional gene silencing. Gene Ontology annotation, cellular component: RISC complex. The record is from RefSeq and is a predicted model, not a curated record.